Messenger RNA from Anopheles arabiensis, 1198 nucleotides. RefSeq lists its product as uncharacterized. Lineage: Eukaryota; Metazoa; Arthropoda; Insecta; Diptera; Culicidae. Bases 74 to 1096 code for a protein of 340 amino acids. The record is from RefSeq and is a predicted model, not a curated record. The transcript is spliced from 4 exons. Gene Ontology annotation, molecular function: galactoside binding; carbohydrate binding.
CACGAUCCAGUUCGUACCGUGCGUGAUCUUCGCGAGACGUGAAUGGAUAGAUUUUAUCAAAGCAACGUGCACCAUGACCAACUUGCAAGUUUUUACACCGAUCCUACCGUACGUGGGACGAUUGCCGGGCGAGCUACGGUACGGUUCGCGCAUCAAGCUGCGAGGCCAUUUCCGUGAGCCCGAAGAUGCGGUCCACAUCAUCCUGCAGCGGGAAGCGCUGCUGAACCCGCAGGACGAGCUACCCCUGUACCUAACGAUUCACCCGGGCCGGAAGGAAAUCGUGCGCAAUCACCUGUGCAGUGAUUGCUCGGCCGGGCCGGAGGAACGCAUCGACAACUGUCCAAUCGAGUGCGGUCAGGACUUUGAGCUAGCGAUUGUACCGUCGGCCAGUGGGUACGAGCUGUCGCUGCACGGUACGCCGGCGCACACGUUCAGCUACCGUGCACCGCUGGCCACCGCCCGCUAUCUGUUCGUAUCGAGCGGUUGUGUAAUUUUUGCAAUUAACUUUGAAAAUUGGAAUGCAACCACGGGUGAGCAACCGCACCGGCCACAAACACCAACGGCACCGCUUCUUGAACCGUCACGGCUUUACCCCGUGCUCGAGGAAGAGCAGCAACAACAGCGCCACACACAACAACAAACACGAUCCCUUCUGCCUCAGAUCCAUCGUCAUCCGCAGCAGCAGCAGCAACACCAUCCCCAUCAUUCCCAUGGCAACAAUCUGCGGGAGCUUGUACUGCAGGUGCUGCCGCUGGUGCAGCUCGCCGCAUCACAGCUGCAGGCGAACGCGAACGAUCGUAACGAUGGUAACAACGGCUCUGGUAGGGCUGGCAUCGGUAACCUUGCCCACCUACUGCCCUUGUUUCAACCGGCAGUGGAGCAACGCACGGCGCGCGUUAAAGCCAACCGCCCUGCCAAUCGAUGGACGUCGUUCUCCUGUUGGCGUAUGAACAAUGCCGAAAUCCUACCGGCAAUGUUUCUGACCUGUUCCAUGGGCCUGAUGAAACUGUUUCGAUUCCUCACCAUUGCCUGCGUAUUCGGAUAUAUCGGUUAUGUGUUCUCGAGAAACACCACUUGGAGCAUGACCUGGAAAUAGUGGUUCGAUCGGUGUGAGUAAGUGGUUUGUAUUAACAAUUAACGUUUGCUUUAAUAAACGAUGCUUUUGUUUCAUGUAAAAUACAUGUUGCUAUUAAUAAUA